AUGUUUUUGUCUGACUAUGAAAAAAUGCAACAGAAGGAUCGCAUGAGGACUCUUGAAUUCAUUCAAAAAUCGUUGUUGGAUGAUGCUCAGAAGAACAAUACAAGAGCAUGUCCGUUUUGUUUGCAAAAUAUUGAUGUGGUUCAAUUAUCGGAACAUGUUUCUCAUUGUUUGGAAUUGUGGAAUGAUUUGCGAACGAAAAGAAGUGCAGAAGAAAAUUCAGAUCAAAAGAGAAAAUUAUUUUCUCGUGAUGAGAGUGAUUAUGACAAUGACGAGAUGAACUUGAAUUCAAUGAAAAAGAAAAAGAUUUUUCAAUACCAAUAUCAAAUACUUCCCAAUGACAUGAUUCGCCAAAUAUUAUCAUUUCAAGAAAACAAAUUUUUGAUUGGAGUUUGCAUGAGAGUGUGCAAACAGUGGUUGGAAAUUGUUCGAGCCGUUCCCCUGGAGCUUGAAUUUUGCUAUGAAACUCUUUCAACUGUUCAACAUAUUCUUGAAAAUCAAAGCGGUCUAUGUAUAACCAAACUCGAUUUGAAAGACAUGAAAUACAACGAUAUUAGGAUAAAUACAUUAUUACAGAACAAGAAUUUGGAUAAACUCCAAACAUUGGAAUUACCUCGUGUUUCGAAAGAGGAUAUCACAGCCAUAUUGGAAUGUCCUUACAUGAGCAAUUUGAAAGAAUUAAGUUUAAAUUGCUGUCACAACUUGGGAAAUUAUAUUUUAGAAUCUGUUUGCAACAGUAUUCAUUUACAGAGACUUAACUCUCUAAUAUUGGCAGCAUGCAAUAUUACUCCUGAAGGAUUGGCAGCUCUCACCACCUCCUCUGUCACAAGAAACUUAACAAAGUUAGCUUUGGAUGGUGAUGAAUUUGGUGAUGAAGGAGCCAAGGUUCUUGCAGAGUGUUCGUCAUUAAGUAAUCUUCGAUGUUUAAAAUUGACGUUUGAAAAAAUUUAUGAUGAAGGCAUACGUAGUGUAUGUGAAAAUUCAACUUUUGAAAAUCUUACUGAAUUGGACCUGUCCUCGAAUAGAACAACAGAUUCAACAAUAACAUGCAUCAGCGAAAGCAAAUAUUUGACAAAUAUUCAAUAUUUGUCGCUGUCUGGCACCUGGUUAAUGGAUCCACAGAAAUCACUUUCCUGCUUUACAAAUUGUCAAAACAUGAAAAAUCUGAAAAGCCUUGAUCUUUCAUUGGUUGAUAUAUUCUCUGAGGGAGCUCAAAGUAUUGCGAAAAACUCUAUAAUGAGUAAUUUGAUAGAAUUGAAUCUGUCCGGAUGCCAAAUAGAAGAUGAGGGAGUCAUUGGAAUUGCCACGAGUGAAUUUAUGAAAAAUUUGAGAACAUUGAUCUUGGCUAACAAUGAAAUACAAGCAAAUGGUGUGACUUCUCUCUCCAAAAGCCCAUAUUUAUCCAGAUUAACAUCGUUGAAUUUGGACGACAAUCCAAUUGGGAAUGCUGGGGCCACAGCUAUUGCAUCCAGUUUUGCAAAAUUAACAAAUUUAAACAUUUCAGAAUGUGGAAUUGGCAAUGACGGACUGAAGGCAAUUUGCAACAGCACAACUCUCACAAAUCUUGUAAAACUUGUGCUGUGCCAAUCACCAGCAAUUACGAACUGGGAAAUUUUAGCUUGUUCAUCAAAUUUGUCAAAUCUUUCAGCACUAGAAUUGGACGGUAAUGAUAUUGGGAUCGCUGAUGUUUUAUUGAUUUUAAAACAUUUGAGAAAUUUAACGUCUCUGCAUGUGCAACAAAGCACCAUACCGCUUCAUGAAACUGUCAUUGAAAUGAUCCAAGAGUGGUAUCCAAAUUGUGAAAUUUUCGCAUUUUGUUCCAAGAUGUUCAAGCCAUUCUGUUUAUAA
This is a messenger RNA of Naegleria lovaniensis, 1845 nucleotides long. RefSeq lists its product as uncharacterized. Gene Ontology annotation, molecular function: protein binding. The coding region runs from base 1 to 1845 and encodes 614 amino acids. The record is from RefSeq and is a predicted model, not a curated record. The transcript has a single exon. Lineage: Eukaryota; Heterolobosea; Eutetramitea; Acrasida; Naegleriidae.